AUCUCUCAUAAAAUCACGAAGAUACAUAGUAUCAGAAUAACCUUCAACAAUUUCCAACCUCAGCAGCGAUCAGACAGAAAAUGUCGGCUUCGCCAGAACCCCAGGCAGAUUCACCUGCCGCUGAUCCUGACCGCGCUGAACUCCAAGCCGAACUCGACGACCUCAACGACAACAACGGCGGAGCCACAGAAGAAAACCCAGAAAUAUCCGACGAUGAAUCCGUCCUCUCCGAAGUCGACGAAGCGCAAUUCGAAGACUUCAAUCCCGACGAUGUCGCUAUCGAAGAUCGACCUGCCCUCGACGUCGAUGCAGAAAAUUUGAAACUGAUUGGUCGUCACAAGCGUAAGAGACGUGAUGAUGAGGAAGGAGAGCCAAAACGGAAACGGGAGGGGAGACGAGAGAAGAGGAAGCGUGCGCAGAGGGAUUCUGAUGUUGAGUCUGGGGAUGCGAAGGCUGGGAGGAGGAAGGCGGCUAAAUCUAGACGAGAGGCUACGCCGGAGGAUGAGGAGACGCUUAGUCCUGAAGAGAGACGUCGACGUGCGCUUGAUCGUGCUAUGGAUGCUGCUAUGAAGCAAAAGACGAGGAGACGCAGAAAGGCAGAUGGAAUUGACCUCGAACAAAUGGCAGACGCAGAAAUCGAAGAUAUGCGAAGACGCAUGACGGACGCAGCUCGCCUUGACGCCGAAGCCCGUCGUCAGGGCCAACCAGCCAUGCACAAACUCAAGAUGCUACCAGAAGUUUUGAAUCUACUGAACCGCAACCAGUACACAGCUAGUCUCGUGGAUCCAGAAAUCAAUUUACUAGAAGCCGUCAAAUUCUUCCUAGAACCACUCGACGAUGGCGAGCUUCCAGCCUACAAUAUUCAGCGCGAUUUGAUGGAUGUUCUUGGCAAGCUUCCCAUUAACAAGGAUUCUCUUGUCGCCAGUGGUAUCGGCAAGGUGAUCGUCUUUUAUACCAAGAGCAAGCGCCCUGAAUUGAAAAUCAAGCGACAGGCUGAGCGUCUCUUGGCUGAUUGGACUCGACCGAUUCUUCAGCGGUCUGAUGAUUACUCGAAGCGUGUCUACGAGGAGGUUGAGUUUGAUCCUACCCGCCUGGUAAACCGUGCUAAUAUCGCACAACAAACCGCUGAAGAAGCACGAGCGCGCGAGCUUCUGCCACCGCGUCUGGCUAAUCGUGCUCGUCGUGAGAUGGGUCAUACCUCGUACAGUAUUGUGCCCCGGUCAACGGUUAUCCAGGACAACAAGUUUGCGCGCCCGGUUGGUGCUAGUGGAGAGGACCGUUUCCGACGCAUGAAGGCACGCCAGUUGAAUGCUGGUAAGCCUUCGCGUAGGUAGAUGUCUGUACCCGAGCUUCUUGAACUGUCUCUCUUUCAUUCCUCUUUGGUCAUUUCAUUCGGCGCGUUGGUUCAUGGAGUUACGGCGUUUGCAUACGGUUAUUCAGCGGAUUUGAGAGCCGAGA
This is a messenger RNA of Talaromyces stipitatus ATCC 10500, 1458 nucleotides long. Its product is annotated as transcriptional elongation factor Iws1, putative. The record is from RefSeq and is a predicted model, not a curated record. The coding region runs from base 81 to 1334 and encodes 417 amino acids. Gene Ontology annotation, biological process: poly(A)+ mRNA export from nucleus. Gene Ontology annotation, cellular component: nucleus. The transcript has 4 exons. NCBI's taxonomy places the organism in Eukaryota, Fungi, Ascomycota, Eurotiomycetes, Eurotiales, Trichocomaceae.